Molecule: messenger RNA, 1925 nt
Organism: Tauraco erythrolophus (red-crested turaco)
Lineage: Eukaryota; Metazoa; Chordata; Aves; Musophagiformes; Musophagidae
Gene: HMGXB4
Product: HMG-box containing 4
Source: RefSeq, a predicted model, not a curated record
AUGGCUUAUGAUGACUCCAAGAAGAAAGAAGAGUUCCUAGAGAGUGACCGAAGUGUUGAUGACGUGGGGCUGGCAACUGGCAAGAUACAGCGAGAUAAAAAGCGCUCUUACAAAGAUCUGGUGCAAGAGGAAGAUGAGAUAGCGACUCAGGUCAGGAAGCCCUCAGAGAAACGGUUGAAGGACAGUGACCUUUUUCCGGGGACAGAACCUCACAAAAAGAAAAGAAAGCACUCCUCCGAUGAGUUCUGCCACAGAAGUGUUCCGCCUUUGGAUCUACCAUCAAAGAAGAAGAAAAAAGCAGUUUCUAGCCCAUCCUCAGCUGAUACAACCAUGGAUUUAGUCAAGGUUAUCACCUCACCUUUGGCCACAAGCUCAAAGUCUUCAAAGAAGACCUCUGAAAAAUCAUCUCAUUCUUCCUCUGGCCAUUCCGAAAGCAAAAAAGAGCACCACAAGAAGAAGCUGAGUGGGAGUAGUGGGGAGCACUCAGUGGACGAUGGCAGCUUCCACAAAUCUAAAAAAAUGAAACCUCUCUAUGUGAACACAGAGACACUUACACUUCGUGAACCUGAUGGCUUGAAGAUGAAGCUCAUCCUUUCACCAAAAGAGAAAAGUAGCACAGCAGAUGAUGAUUCUUUCUCCUACUCUUCAGCACCAGCAGCUGCAAAGAAAUCUUCAAAGAAAUCAGCUCGAGACGAGCAAGGCUCAUUUCUUCUGGGUCAUGAACUGCAGAGCUUCCUGAAGUCAUCCCGGAAGAAGCACAAACCACCUCCAGACCCACAUCCACCCUCUGACAGUUUUGGUGCUGACACCUCUCUUUUUUCAGAGGGCCAUGGGAAUGAGUAUGAGAUAUCAGGUAUGGAGGCACCACCAGAAUCUGGUUCCUCUUCUGGUGGGGAGUUGGAGGCUGGAGAGCUAGUGAUAGAUGACUCCUACCGGGAAAUCAAGAAGAAGAAGAAGUCAAAAAAAAGUAAGAAAAAAAAAGACAAGGAGAAACACAGAGACAAGAAGCACUCUAAGUCCAGAAAAAGUUCUGGACAUGCUCCUGUGGCAGUACCAGAAGUAACAGUGUCACCACCACCUCCUCCCGGUACCUCCUAUGUUCUUCCUCCACCCCCUCCUGCUGUUUUUCACUCAGAUGGUCAAGGUGAGAAGAGGAGGAAAAAGGAAGACAAGGAGAAGGAUAAAGAAAGAGAAAGAGAAAAACCAAAGAAGAAAAACAUGUCUGCCUAUCAAGUGUUCUGUAAGGAAUAUCGUACAACUAUUGUGUCUGAGCACCCUGGAAUAGAUUUUGGAGAGCUAAGUAAAAAAUUGGCAGAGGUGUGGAAGCAGCUACCUGAGAAGGAUAAACUGAUCUGGAAACAGAAAGCUCAGUAUCUCCAACACAAGCAGAAUAAAGCAGAGGCCACCACUGUGAAGAGAAAGGCAUCAUCUUCAGAUGUUGCACCAAAAAUAAAAGCUUCUCCAACAGGAGUGGUUUCCCCUCAUAAGAAAUCCCCCACGAGCACCGUGGUGGUGUCUUCCUCACCAGCCAAAGUCCCUGACACAGAUCCUAUUGAUGUAGCUGCACACUUACAGUUGCUGGGUGAAUCUCUGAGCCUCAUUGGACACAGACUGCAGGAAACAGAGGGAAUGGUGGCUGUUUCAGGAAGUUUGUCAGUCCUUCUAGAUUCAAUUGUCUGUGCUUUGGGCCCAUUAGCAUGUCUGACCACGCAACUACCUGAGUUGAAUGGCUGCCCUAAGCACGUUUUGUCAAACACACUAGACAACAUCGCCUACAUCAUGCCUGGACUUUGACGGCAAAGGAUCCUGGGAUGUACUCAACCUCUGCGUAACUGACUUGCGUACAUAUGCACUACGCCGGCACUCCCAAAGGGCUCCGUGUGUAGGGUUUUAAAAUUUUUUAUCUGUAUAGUAUAUGCAUAGGA